AGAGUUUGGGCCGCGAGCAUCCGCCCGCUUCAUUACUCACUCUUCGCGGGCUCCUUCUUGAAGUUAGAGGUUCCCCGCACUGCCAUUGGAAGGGUAGACCGGAGCUUUAGAAACCAGAAGACGGACGGCGGGUAAACCUAACCUAGUGGCCCCGCAAAGUCAAACGGAAAGUUUCUCUUUCGCUGCUCAAAUACAGGAUUCAAAAAACAGUGAAGUAGAACUCCGAAGAAGUUAAUCCUUCAAUGGAACAGAUUUUGGGGCUGGGAUACGGGAACAUACCCGUCGACGAUGUGGCCGAUCAAAGAAACGCAACGCUGUCCUCGCCGUCCGGUUACAGAAUGGUGCCGUGGUUGAACUGGGGCGAGUGGGAGUCCGUCAAGGAUUCUCUCUUCUCUGACUCGCCUCACAAAGUUGCAUUUGCACUCCAUAGAAUAUCGACCUGGCGAAGUAGGGGAUGUCUACCUGUUGUCAUCGAUGUAACGGCUUCGAUAAUUGAAAUUCAGCAAAAGGAUCCUGUUUACAGAAAGGACCUUUCCGGUGAUGCUGCGCAUUCAGAGCAAAUGCUGGCCAUGCUAUAUUGCAUGGCUAUCUUGAGGCUGGUGAACUGUGUCAUUGAGAAGACACGUAAGAAGAAUGAUGCUUCUAUUGGCGAGGCUGCAGGUGCAAUUGGCAUACCUCGCACAUUGAUUGAUAUACGACAUGAGGGCUCUCACCGCAAUCUCCCUGCACUACCUUUGGUUCGAGAUUCUGCUGUUAAGGCGAUUGAGUGGUUGAAGUGGUACUACUGGCAGCCUCAGACGAUGCAGAUUCCAUCUCAAAGGGACGGAGCUAGCAUUAGAAAAGAAAUAAAAUCUAAGCUCCGUGAACUUGCUUCAUGGUCUAAAGUUAAGCAGAGUCCUGAUACCAGGACUUCUCCAUCACCUGGGAAAAAAGGUGGCAGAUAUCAUAAACAAUCUUGUGGCAGUUAUAAGAUUUUCUCAAUGGUGGUGGCCGGAAAGCUCCAUUCAUCCAAAUUUUGUGGUUCCAAGAAAACAGUUUCCAGGAUCCUUAAAUCCCUAGUUCAGUUAAAUUCAUCCUUCCCUUCAGAAGUACUUUCUGUACUACUAGAGUUAUUGCUGAAAGCUUUGGACUCCACAAAUUUGUUGGAGCUUCGAAAGGAAAUCAAAGUCGGUGAAAAAAGUUUACUGGAUGUUUGGAAGCUUAUGGUAACCAGAUUCUCAAAGAAAGAACCUGAGCUGCUUCUUACACUUACCAGAUCAGUCUUAAAUUUGAUUGAGAGUGAAGAAUCGAUGGACUCUAGAAUGGGGAUGGUUCCGUCAUCAACAGAGCAAGAAACGCAGCCUAGUCGAACCGAAGGACUCGGUUCAGUGUUUUUAUGGCUUAUAGGACAGCUCCAGGGACUAAAGGAGACUCUCUUCUCCAAAGACGCAAAAGCUGAGACCAAAAUCAAUUCAACGGGAAUGAGCAUGUCGAAUGCAAUUCUGAUGGGGAUCCUACGCAAAUGCCUCCUCGCCUCAUCUUGUGGCAACAAGCAGCUCAUGGAUGGGGCAAAGCUUCUUGCUGAGCUCACUGGAAAGAGCUCUUUAAUCGAGAAACUCAACAGGUUAAGUUCCCAUUAUUUAUCAGCAGCGGCCCCUGUUCCUGAAGAAACAGCCAGCGGUAGCCCAAAUCACGAAGAAUAUCUCCGUCAAGCUACUGAGAAGUUAAAGGAAGUGUUGCAACAACGUCGAAAUCAGGGACAACUGUUGAGUCCAACUGCUGGUGAAAAACCUGAUUCAGUCCGAUGGGUAGUUGCAAAGGGGUGGAACCCUUGCCCUAUAGGAAUGUUGCCCGGAGAUCUCGGUACAUCUGGCCGCCUUCCAGUCCUCGACAGUGAAGAUACAGGCAAGAAGUCUGCCAUGGUACCAGAGAGGGAUCAGACUCCGGAACUGAAAAAAGACAAUAACAGCACGAAACAAUCUGGUGCCAAUUUUCAAUCCUGGGACGAUCGAAGCCUAAAAAAGAGAGAAGCAAGUUGUCUACCGCAAAAGUCAGGUGCUAAAAAGAUGAGACACAGUAGUGAAGUGGAAGAUGAAGGAACUCCAGCUGUCCGGAGCUUGGACGGAUGCUUGCUGAUCGACGGUGCGUGGAAGAAAGUUGGGAAGGAAGAGCUUCUUGGUAUGAUGUCAGCAGUUAAAAUUUUGUUGUAACCCGAAGCAACAUCUUGCUCAAGCGCAUCCUUUUAAAUUAGAUCUGCAGUAGUUUUCUGAGAACAAAAUGUGGAUUACUUGAGUCACACUCAACAGGGUUUAGGGAUCGAGGAAUUGAAGCUAUCACAGGAAGCCAGCAGCGGCGAUCAUGAUGGUGGAGGAGUUCUUGCAGGGGUGACCCGAGAACACACAAUCGAUACAUGAAAGUGCGAAGCAGGCGGUGUCUGCGAGGAUUCUUUCAUGUGAUCUUCUCAGGUCGACCCCGUAAGAGUCCUCCACCAAAUAGGACUGGAUAAUCUGUGCUUACUUUGAUUUGGCUGGUUUCUUUCUGAGUUCUGACAUUUAUAAUGAUGCUUCAAUCUUCGAUUUGAAUACGGAGAUCAUGCACGUUCGAUCC
Linum tenue is the source of this 2586-nucleotide messenger RNA. Lineage: Eukaryota; Viridiplantae; Streptophyta; Magnoliopsida; Malpighiales; Linaceae. The record is from the annotation of a GenBank genome assembly.